UUUGUUUUAGUCCAGGUUAAGUGUUUGAUAUGGGUUGAUCAUUGAGUUUAUAUAUACUUUUCACGUCUUAACUUAGACCUUCAUGAAAGUCUCACUUUUGAUUAUUUUUUGCAUUAACUGAACCUUAUGAAUCUGUAUGUAAAUUUUUUUUUUUUGGUGCUAAGACCAAGUCUUGUAUAGGGAAAUUCUCACUUAAUGGGAUUCUAUGCUGAGGCCAAGUCUUACGUAGGCACCCCAUUACCUACACUAUCAUGCUGCUCCAUGAAUUGCUGGAUUUUUAAUGGUAACAUCGGUAAAAGCCAUGCUCUGAAAUCAUACACCCCCUUUUCAAUAUUCAAUCUAGAUAUUGUAGAGUUAUGACCAUCAUGUAAUGUUCCAGAUAGUCAAACCUGAUUCUUAUUUGGUACUCUCUUAUAGUCUUUAUACUAUUUUCAGGCCAAAGCAUGUAUGUAUUUAAUGCAUCUUGGUGAUACCUUUGGGAUCAGGGCCUCCAUAGGUAAGGUGGCUGACAGCAGUGGAGCUGGGACUUCUGAAGGGCCACCAUCCUCUCCUAAAAGAUGUGAAACCCUUCAAAAGGCUUAGCUCUUGUGGAAAGCAGAUCAUCUGAUAAGAAUGAUGAGGUUGAUAAGCUCUCGGAUCUUACUCAGCCAAACGCAUUGAAUGGAUACUCUGUGGAUCCUAUAAAGGGUACGCUUGAAGAUAGCGACACUGUUGCUAGUUUAUGCUUAAGUUCCAGACGAGAUUCCCAAGAAAAUUUGGAAGCUGAAGAUGCAGGUCUGCAAGAAAUGGAAAAUGGGGCUUUGCAGCGGAUUAGCUCUGUUGAUUCAGAAUUGGUCAAAGAGGAGGAAGUCAGCUCGGUAGAUGCUGAAAGAGGUCAAGGGCUACAGACAGCACAAGUGGUUAUGAAUAUGAUUGAUAUAACCAUGCCUGGUACUCUAACAGAAGAAAAAAAACAGAAGGUCUUGACUGCUGUGGAUCAAAGAGAGACAGUUGUGAAAGCUUUGCAAGAUGCUGUUCCAGAAGAUGUUCGUCAAAAGCUUACAACUGCUGUAACUGGAAUUUUGCAUACACGAGGCACAAACUUAAAUUUGAAUGGACUUCUUGAUAUUGCUCGGAUAACUGAUGUUUCAACAGGAUUGAAGGCCUAGAUCCAAGAAAAAGUUGGAAUAUCAGGUGGAGAAGGUUUAAACACUGACCAUCUUUCUUCAGACCAGAUAAAAAGGGCUGAUGACCUCACAGAUUAGCUUGAAUGACGCUCAAAAAUUAUUUCACCACAAACUAUGCGGGUUCAAAUGAGAAUCAGUAAAAAAAUUGUCCACUUAAUUGUUGCGAAAAUUGUUGUAGCUAUAAUUUUAGU
Quercus lobata is the source of this 1357-nucleotide messenger RNA. RefSeq lists its product as uncharacterized. The transcript has 3 exons. Lineage: Eukaryota; Viridiplantae; Streptophyta; Magnoliopsida; Fagales; Fagaceae. The record is from RefSeq and is a predicted model, not a curated record. Bases 786 to 1148 code for a protein of 120 amino acids.